UUUUUUUUGUUGUUGUUUAAGCUGCAGGCAAGAUGGCAGCUUCCAGGCCGCUGAUUGCUGUUCGAGGAUCAAGAGGAGUGGCGUUUUAUGAAGGACAGCAAGAUUAUUCCGAGCUCAGUGGAUUUCAGAGAGACACCACACGAUCCUGCAGAGUUAUUGCCUUCAGCAAGGAUGGGAAACUUUUUGCUUGGAGUAAUGAGGAGAAAGUACAGGUUGUUGCUCUACCAUCAUUCGAAAAAGUGCUUGAAGUUCCCAAGCCAAAGACAUUGUAUCUGGAGUUCUCGCCAAAGGGAAGUAUCUUGUGCACAUGGGAGCAGUACACAGGCUCCAAGGACUCUCAAGAGCAGCCUAACAUGUUUGUUUACGAUAUCAAGACCAAAAAGUGCCUUCGAUCCUUCGUGCAGAAGAAACAAAGUUCAUGGCAGCCCCAGUGGACUGAUGAUGAGAGCAUUUGUGCACGGAGCAUGAACAAUGAGGUUCACAUCUUUGAAAGCAACAAUUUUGAAACCUUCAGCCACAAGAUCCAUCUUCAGAAGCUUGCAGAAUUUAGCCUGGCUCCUGGUGACAAGCCCCACCAUAUCGCAUGCCAUGUUCCUGGCACAAAGGGCCAGCCAUCCUUUGUAAGGGCAUUCAGGCAUCCAAGCUAUGACGGUCCAAAUGCAGGCAUUGCAAACAAGAGUUUUUACAAGUCAGAUAAGGUGGACUUCUUUUGGAACAAGAAAGGCACUGGCCUGCUGCUGCUGACGAGCACUGAUGUGGACAAGACAGGAGCUUCUUACUACGGUGACCAGGGGUUGCAUUUCCUACGAACUAAUGGAGACACGGCCAUGGUGAAGCGAGGCAAAGAUGGACCUGUGUACAGUGUGGAGUGGAGCCCUGAGUGUGACCACUUUUGUGUUGUUUAUGGAUUCAUGCCUGCAAAAGCCACUCUCUUCAACCUCAACUGUGAUCCUGUGUUUGACAUGGGUACUGGCCCAAGGAACAGCAUCUACUACAAUGUGCAAGGAACCCUCCUCAUCCUCGCCGGCUUUGGGAACUUGAGGGGCAAUGUUGAAGUGUGGGACGUUAAGGGCCGCAAGCAGGUGUCCAGGAGCCAAGCUUCUGACUCUACGCAACUAUGCUGGUGUGCAGAUGGUGAGCACUACCUGACAGCCACAACUGCUCCUCGUUUGAGGGUGGGAAACGGAUACAAAGUGUGGCAUUACUCAGGCAGCUUGCAGCAUGAGAACAUCUGCUGCGAAGGGGAAGAGCUUUGGGAUGUGUUAUGGCAGCCCUGUCCUGCUGACUCAUUCCCUGCCAAGCCCAUUUCUUACAAGCAAGUUGGUGGCAUACAGUCAUCACAGCCACAAGCAUCAAAGCAGGUGUACCGUCCACCAGGAGCCAGGGGUCAGCCUUCCUCCUUCAAGGUGAAAGAAGAUGAAAGCUCAUCCACUGAUAAGGCUGCAGAGCCCAAAUCCAAGACAGCCAUAAAGAACCAGAAGAGGAAAGAAGCCAAGAAGGCAAAAAAGGAGAAUGCUCAGCCAGGUGAGCUCACUGAGAAAGCCUCAGCUAUACAGACAGUUGUUGAAGUCAUGGGACAGAAUAAUUCUCUGCAAGAGACAGAGGAAGUGUCCAGAGAAAAGAAGAUUCGAAACUUGAAAAAGAAACUGGGCCAAAUUGUUAUGCUGAAAGAAGAGCUGCAAGCAGGAAAGAAGCUAGAAGCAAACCAGCUUGAGAAGAUAAAGAGGGAGCAAGAACUUCUCGAUGAAUUGGAAGCCUUAGAACUGCAUUGACUAUGAACUGAUUGUUAAGAAGUGGAUCUGAGUGUGAAAAAAACACAUAUGCAAGAAGAAAUACAGUGAAGACAAGCACUCAUAUUUCUUCUUUUGCUUGUGCAUUUUUUUUCUUGGAUCCCUUUUUCAGCAAUGUUUAACCGACUCUCGCAACAACUUCUACCGAAGUAUAAAAUAAAAACCUGCGAUUUUUGUUUGGCUUUCA
Dermacentor andersoni is the source of this 1977-nucleotide messenger RNA. Lineage: Eukaryota; Metazoa; Arthropoda; Arachnida; Ixodida; Ixodidae. The record is from RefSeq and is a predicted model, not a curated record.